AGUUAUCCGUCGGAAUCGCGAUCUCGUAUUUCAUCCAUCGGUAGUGUUAAGAGAUGUCGUGGAUCUGAACGCAAGGAUAAGCAGCCGUUUGGCAGCUCUGAGAGCAUCGGAAAUUCGUUGAAUGGCAGGACUAGGACUACAUCCAGCAGUUCGUACACGAGUAGCACAACCGGUGGCCACUUAGCGGGUGGCAGUGGUUCCGGUCGCGACAUUGGACCGCAAGAGUUGUGUUUUCUGAAGACACUGAAAGACCAUAAGAUACGGGACGAGAGGAUAGUGUUUGUUUCGGGCAAACGAGCGCCGAUCGCCAUAUUCUCGGCCCUUCCGCACACUCGGCGCGCACUUCACAGCGUCUUAAGAAGCGAUACGUCAAAGGAGUUGACCCGAAGGCGUCAGGUGUCGGGCAGUCGCCAGUUGUCGACGAUUAGCGAUGGCUUUGAUCCGUUGGAUUUGUUGACACUUAUGGGCUUUGAACGGUCCGGUAGUGACGGACAGGACAUAUCGUUUGGCGAGCUAUUGAACAGCAGCUCUUCGGCCAAUAAUAGU
Messenger RNA from Medioppia subpectinata, 546 nucleotides. The record is from the annotation of a GenBank genome assembly. NCBI's taxonomy places the organism in Eukaryota, Metazoa, Arthropoda, Arachnida, Sarcoptiformes, Oppiidae.